GACAUGCUGCUUGUGAUUGCUCUACGAGAGAAGGAAACGAAACUCAGCCCCACAAAGCCAUUGGGCACCACAUGUAUUUGGCCAUAGAAGAUUCAUUAGUAGAUAGCAACAAAUCAAAAAAGGAAGAGAAAAAAAAACAUUGCACACCUCGCGUAAAACAAAGGUUUUCAAUGAUAAAUAGAUACCCAAGUGAGAGGAGAAAAGAUAUUCCUCUCAAAAGUGAAAAAUGGAAAGCAAGUUGAAGAGAGCAGAUUCCAUGCCUCACCGUCUUCAAAUGAUACUAAUGGUGGUGCUGCUGCUGCUGAUUCAGGACCUUUGUUGUAACUGCAAAGUUGCUGGUCCAGAGGACGCCUUUCACUAUGGAAUGUGCAGUGGUUCCAUGACAGAGUGCAAUGAAGAAAAUGAGAUGCUCAUGGAAUCAGAAAUCAGCCGGAGGUUUCUUCAACCGCAGAAAUAUAUAUCAUAUGGAGCUCUAAAAAAAGACCAAGCGGUUUGCAAUAAACAACCUUACCGUGGAAAUUGCAUACCUGGACCAUCAAACACGUAUAACAGGGGGUGCAAAGCAAUUUACCAUUGCAAAAGUUGACAAGGAAGGUAAGAGAAAAAUGUAUUCAUAUAGCUUAUGUUUCAACUUAUUCUGCCUUGCUGAUAUGUAAGUGGGUAUUCCUCGGCAUUCUGCAGUGUUCCUAGUUUUAAUAAAUGGGUACUAUUUUAGUAUUCCAAGAACAUUCAUAACAAGAUGUAAGAUCAUCCUUUUCCCAUUUCAAUGCAAAAAUAUUAUUGCUCCCUCCAAUAUUGGGAGGAGAACUAGUAAAAUUCUCAAUUUGAG
Molecule: messenger RNA, 829 nt
Organism: Rubroshorea leprosula
Lineage: Eukaryota; Viridiplantae; Streptophyta; Magnoliopsida; Malvales; Dipterocarpaceae
Source: the annotation of a GenBank genome assembly